Ascochyta rabiei is the source of this 1212-nucleotide messenger RNA. RefSeq lists its product as uncharacterized. The transcript has a single exon. The record is from RefSeq and is a predicted model, not a curated record. Bases 1 to 1212 code for a protein of 403 amino acids. NCBI's taxonomy places the organism in Eukaryota, Fungi, Ascomycota, Dothideomycetes, Pleosporales, Didymellaceae.
AUGACGCAGACAUUGUACGGAUUUGGCGUUGACCCGUCCCAUCCAGCAAACAAGACCACCACACCAACUGCAAUCCACACCACUACGCAAAUUUCCAUCCUCUGGGUAUCGUGGUGCGACCUGAUAUACACCACGUGCGAUUCGACCAACGCCCAAGCAACUAUAUAUCGCGGGACAAGUUUGAAUGCUUCUCAGCAAGAACGUCUGACGUCUCUUGGCUCCAUCGAUGCGUUCUCUGCAGACCCACAAUGUCGUCUGAGCUUCUUUGGCAGCACCAUGCACGACGGCCUACGAGGCUAUAUUCUCGGCCACAAGAUCUGCAUCUUCGGCACACCCGCCGAGAAGGUGGAACUAGGGAGUCAGUACAGCGACAUUACGAAUCUAAGUAUUCCUUCGCCAUUCCACCACGACGUCAGGAUAUGCAGCGACGCCUCCCUCCUCCUCGCUACCAGGCCUGUUCCAGACAAACAUGCAGAAGCAAACAACCACAAAAGAACAGCAGAGAUAGGUAGUAUCGAAGACAUGCAAGGGCUCAAAGAUCACUGCUACAGCAUCACAGACACCGAGUGCCUCGCUUCGUUCACCCCAACUCAGCUCGUUGUGAAUGCAACAACGGCAACAGCUCUAGAUGCAUACGGCAGAGUGCACACACGCACCGCAGACCCACGGUAUCCAGCCUGCGCCGGCCGACCACACACAGGAACCUCGAAAUUCGAACCUGUGGCCUACCUUUCCGAAACUCGCAUCACCAAGAUAGCAUCGGGAGGCUACAUGACUGCCGCUAUCAGCGAAGAUGGUGAGUUGUUUCUGUGGGGACAGUCAACUCCGGGCACCGAUGGAGAACUGGGUGUACUGCACAGACAGAACUAUGACUCCAAUGCUGCUUUGGAGGGAAAGGCAAUCGUUUGGUGCGACGCUGAGCAGGAUGAGUACGUCAAAUGCCUCAACAUAACUAUUGGCGGGAACAAUGCGACAGCAUUCGAUGUUGCGAUAGGGUUUGGGCACGUACUAGUCGCAGCGAAGAACAGCGAGGGAGAGCAUGUAGUGCUUGUCGCUGGCUGUGGCAGCGAAGGGCAGCUAGGUCUAGGCAGGACGGUUGACUUUCUGGAAGAGUUUGAGUUGGUAGUCGCGACAAAGGGUAAACUGGUUGUGCAAGUAGAGGCAGCAGGAUGGUCCAGCUUUGUGGUCACAGAAGACGGUGGAUUAAAAUGA